Plutella xylostella (diamondback moth) is the source of this 2932-nucleotide messenger RNA. RefSeq names its product protein phosphatase PTC7 homolog. Gene Ontology annotation, biological process: protein dephosphorylation. NCBI's taxonomy places the organism in Eukaryota, Metazoa, Arthropoda, Insecta, Lepidoptera, Plutellidae. Gene Ontology annotation, cellular component: mitochondrion. Gene Ontology annotation, molecular function: protein serine/threonine phosphatase activity. The record is from RefSeq and is a predicted model, not a curated record.
UUUCAUGAAAAGUCAAAAGUCACAAGACAAGAGCACGAGCAAGACACAAAAAUGAUCAAAACCAAAAUAAAUUUUCAUUGAAGAUUUUGGUCACUACUGCCAAUACAUGUUAUUUGUGUGAAGUGAUUGCUUCUUUUUGUAUUUCAUAAAUGUAACCCUGACAGAGAUGUCGGUCGCGAGUUUGUGAAUGGCUGGUGUCAAAGUACAAAAUUAAUGAAUGAUGCAGUCUGUAUUCUGGACUGGCAGGGUGCUAUCACGUGCUAUAAGAAAUGGACUUGCAAGUUUAUCCAGUGCUACAGAAGUAAGCGUUUCCAGCAAGAAACAUCCGUAUUUAGUGUCAGUGGUGUGCGGAUUCCCCAAAGACAUAGCUAAUGGAAGGUCACGAAAUGGACAAUUCGGCGACGACGCGUGGUUUUCCACACAUUUCAGCAAUGCGGAUGUUAUUGGGGUGGCUGACGGAGUGGGGGGGUGGCGCGCGUACGGCAUUGAUCCGGGCGAAUUCUCCUCGUAUCUCAUGAGGACUUGUGAGCGGCUCGUUCAGAUGGGCCACUUCAAGCUGACUGAACCCGGAGACUUGCUCGCCAAGUCCUACUACGAACUCUUGGAACACAAGAAGCCUAUCUUAGGCAGCAGCACCGCCUGCGUGAUGAUCCUCGACCGAGCGGAGAGCGUGGUGCGCGCGGCCAACAUCGGCGACAGCGGCUACAUGGUGGUGCGCGCCGGCCGCGUGCUGCGCCGCUCGCGCGAGCAGCAGCACUACUUCAACACGCCCUACCAGCUCAGUCUGCCGCCGCCGGGGCAUGACAGAAAUGUGCUGAGUGACAGCCCCGAGUCAGCCGAGCGCUCGGAGUUCCCCGUGGAGAGCGGCGACGUGAUCCUGGUGGCCACGGACGGCGUGUUCGACAACGUGCCUGAGGGCGUGCUGGCGGGCGAGCUGCGGCGCGCGGCGGAGCUGGCGGACCAGCCGGCGCAACUGCAGGCCGUGGCCAACAGCAUCGCGUGGAUGGCGCGCAAUCUCAGCUUCGACGGCUGCUACAUGUCGCCGUUCGCGAAGAGCGCCCGCCAGAACGGCAUCGAUGCUAUUGGUGGAAAACCCGAUGACAUAACGGUGCUUUUAGCUAUCGUAGCGCUAUGAAAAUUUCUUUGUGAUUUAGACACAUUAUUUUAAUUAAUUAAAAACAUGUUGAAUAGUAGGGCAUAGUAGAAAAUGAAACCAAAAAUCAUUUUUACUUUUAAAGCAAGUUACUUUAGGCUGAUAGUUGUAGGGGUGCAGUCUCGACUGAUCUGUCGAGUUGUUCUUCCGAAGUGCAUUUUAUGUAGCAGUUCCUUUCGCCGUUACAAAUUAACAGUUUACACUAACUUCUAGUCUUGAAACUAUCAUCAUAUACAAUCUAACAUAAAGCCUUGUUUCGGAGCCGCAGCCGUUCCUAUUCGGAAUCACGUAUCACGAAUAGAUAAAUGAAAAUCUUUUAAAAUCUAUGUUUUUCCAUCGGACAUAAGCGCAAGAAUCUCCUUCGUACAAUGCACUCUAAUAUCACUGUGCUUAGUCACAGUAUGUCGGGCUGCAUCUUGUAGUGUUUAUAAAGGUAUCCAAUCUACAAAAGGUAAAAUUUUCUUUAUGUUGACCGCAUUUCAUUAGCGUUUUGGUGUCGUGCUUUCAUCUGGUACUAAUUAGCAAUAUUUUGUACCAUUUUCGAAACUGUAUGUUAUGAUGUGGAACUCAAAUAAGUAUUGGUGACAAUCAUUGCCCCAUGACGCGGGGGUAAUGAUACCAAUAAACACAAAGUCUACAGUGCAGCGUAUCAAUUCAUUAAUUAUUAUAGUUGUGGGCUGUGCAUAGGUUGUUUCUUAACAAGCUGUCAAUUGUAAUAGUUAAUAGUCCUCGUCUUAAGUCCACAAAUCAUUAUUCCACAAUGAACUAGGUGUAAUAAUUACUAGCGACACUAAUUAUUUAUAUAUAAAAUUGUCUAAAUUUGAAGUAAAUAUCAUUUAUAAUAAUGGCCCAUUUGGCUUUGGUAUCUUGUUAAUUCUUGAAUGGAUAUCAUGUACUUCAUUGUUAAUAUUUGUUGCAGCCUCUGUAUGAUUGUUGUACCUAGUAGGUGAUUCAUAUAUGUGUCGGAUAACUAUUUGAGUCGAUUGUGUAGUGGUUGAUCUGAUAUACUUAAAUUAACACUGAUUGCAAAAAUACUAUUAUGGUCAAAGACAAAGGACCACAUAAAAAAUGAGUUUUCAAGGGAAUUUGUAAAUGGCGUACUAUGCUUGACUUUUGACCUCCACUUUCAUUUUCUUUUCACUUUAAAGAAGAUCGAUUGUAGGACAUGUAUACGAAUUAUAAAUGUCUAGUUCAUUUCAUUUUCAUUAUUUUUGUAUAGAUUUUUCAUUUAUUUUGUAAAUAAGCCUCCAGAGAAGUACCUAACUUAACUACAAACUGAACAAUUUAUAAACAGUAAACUCAUCAGGUAAUUCGAAUUGAGGGUGAACGUUUGCAUGCAUGAUGAAGACUGAUCAUAGUUUUACUGUUGUUAAUUAUGUAGUUAUAACAAAACGUUACGGGGUUGACCCAUGUGUAACUCAGAAAUAUUAUUUUAGUAACCUAAACAGCUGUGUGAUAAUUAGUUGUUUACAUUUCUUUAUAAAUUAAGUAUUACCCUCAAUUGAUAUCAGAAAUUAUGUCUUUUUUAUACUUUUCUUUUGUGAUGUUUGAUUCAAAGUUUUGAGUCUUUACUGGAGUUAUUUAAUGAGAAUUAAAAUUCUGAGAAGAUAUAUUAAUAUUUUGUCGAGUUCCAGUAUUCAUUAUUUUGUAAUUUUAAGGAUUAAAAAGCAUUUCAGUCGCCUGAGCGCGAAACAGUAACUCAAUGUCGGAUGUUAUGACUAAAUUUUUCUGGAAUAUUGUGUGUAAUUAUUAUAAAUAAAAUGCGAUUUUAAAAACUGA